ACCCUCAUGAGUAAAACCGCUCCACUUAUUAAGAAAAGGCAGAUUAUGAGGCUUUCGUUUGGAGAUUAUAGAAAUAAAAUGGCAAAAGAAGAGAAAAAAAUUCAAAUGAAGUUUACUCAACCAAAGCCAAGUGAAAAAUCAACGUUUAUUAGGAAAGCUCUUAGGACAGGAAGUGAUUUCAAGUUUAAUUUCUCAAAUCCAUCUGAAAGUACAACUGAAAUACAGGACAAUGGCACACACAAUGAUGUUACAAAUGAAAACAAAAUGUAUGCUAAAACUUCUGUAUUUAUUUCCGAUAAUAGUUUUAGGUUUAGUUUUAAUACUGAAGAACCUCCUAAAGAUUCCUUAUGAUACACAUAAAUAUCUUGGAUUACAAUCAAUUGAAAAUUA
Molecule: messenger RNA, 390 nt
Organism: Sitophilus oryzae (rice weevil)
Lineage: Eukaryota; Metazoa; Arthropoda; Insecta; Coleoptera; Curculionidae
Product: UPF0488 protein CG14286
Exons: 2
Coding region: 7-351 (114 amino acids)
Source: RefSeq, a predicted model, not a curated record